UGGGCAUAUUGGAAGCACAAAUGACAUGUGACAUAGUGAUUAUCUCCAGUUACACAAGUUGCAAGCAGCCUUUCAGCUGGAAAGAUGAGCAGCAGCAACUCUCCGGUCAAAUCAACCGGCUCUCCUUUUAUUCAGAGCCUGAAACCUCGGGAUAACCUGGCUUCCAUGGGGUCUUCAACCCAGCUUAUUAUAAAGGAUAUUGGAGAAAUUCAUUCAAGAUUGUUGGAUCAUCGGCCAGUUAUUCAGGGUGAAACACGGUACUUUAUUAAGGAGUUUGAGGAAAAACGUGGACUAAGAGAGAUGAGAGUUCUUGAAAAUCUGAGAAACAGCAUUUCUGAAACCAAUGAGCAUGAUCUUCCAAAGUGUACAGAUGUAAUGCAAGACCAGCUGGCUUCAGUUCUUAAAAAAUUGGAAACUGCCAAUCACACCAUUCACAGACUGCAACAAAGAGAACUGGAAACUGCAAAGGAAAUUGCCUCCAGGGCAGGGGAUCAGAUGAUGCGUGCCCACUGGGAACCUUUCAUGAAGGAGCAGGAGCAGAGGCGCCGGACAGUUGAUGAAGAACACAGGAAAGCAGUGAUGCGACUGAAGGACCAGUAUGUCACUAUGGAAAAAGAGCUCUCUAAACAAAUUUCUUUUUAAGAACUUUUUUUUUGCACUAGAUUUCUUUUACAUAUAGGCUAGGUAUUUGUUAAAAGCAAGACAAAUGCAUAACUAGGGCUCAUUCAUUACCUCAUUUUUAAGUGCCUGAGCAAAUGACACAAAAAGUUACAAGAAAAAGCUUUGAGUGACUGUUAGCCAAUUGUACAAUUUCUAUAUGCCUUUUUGGUUUCUAUCCAGAAAGAAAAGUGUUAUUUUGCAGCAGGGAUUCUAGUAUUCUUUCUCAUUCCUAUCAGGUGUAGCCCACUAAAGUAUUGUGAUUAAUUCAAUUAGCAUAAUUAUUGAAUAUUCUAAAGCAAUAUAACAGUAUCCAUAUCAGUAUUUUAGCAAUAAAAUUGCAUGAAGAAUAGCGCUAGAGACAUAAAGUACUAUUUUUUUUUUUUUUUUUUUUUUUAAAGCUAAAAUGUUUUCUUGUAAGCAAGGUUAAAGAUGUGUUUCUGUAUAUCAUUCAUUCCUUCCUUCCUAUCAUUAUUCAGUUUGGGCUUUAUCUAAUCCAUAGUACCAAAGAGAGUUGUUGUCAAGUAGUGACAAAGAAUUAAACCCUAAAAUCAAACAUG
This is a messenger RNA of Xenopus tropicalis (tropical clawed frog), 1217 nucleotides long. It is a transcript of the gene bloc1s5, whose product is annotated as biogenesis of lysosomal organelles complex 1 subunit 5. The record is from RefSeq and is marked provisional. Gene Ontology annotation, cellular component: axon cytoplasm; BLOC-1 complex; transport vesicle. Lineage: Eukaryota; Metazoa; Chordata; Amphibia; Anura; Pipidae.